GUAUCUUUAUUUGGGGCGAUGUGUGUUGCGCGAGUUAGACCCAAACCAGGAAACUGACCAGAAGGAAUGUAUAUACGCAAGUCCAGAAGGAAUAUAUACGCAAGUCGGGAAUCAUCUGCUUCACAGACCUUGUUGUACUCAAGAUGAAGAUCGUUUGUGUCCCUCUGUGUGCAGCAUCACUUGCUGUGUACGUGAUGUUUCUUGGUUUCGACAAUAUGGACCAAGUACACGCUUCCGGGCCACUCGGAGACAAUUGUGUAAGUGUAAACUUCGCCAUGGCUGAGAACGACUGCAAAUAUAGAAACAGAUCAUUAUUCACCUUAUCGGAUUUGAAAACAUCAAGAGGUGGACGAUUUGUUCGAAAUGUUACAACUAUCCUCACGGAAAUUUGGAUACGAGGUGACGAGAAUGGUUCGUGCCAAACUUAUCUCCGUUUGCCAACAAAGGGAAGUGCAAACAAGACUGACGAAGAUCUGAAAUUUCAAAGAGCCAACUGUGACGAUCAGCAUCACUACGUGUGUAUACAGCAUGCUCGUAAGCAUUUUCAUUCAUCAACAUCGCUUAUAUAUCAUUUCGUUUCUAAUACGUAUAAUAUUGACUACAUUCACCAUAUGUUUACGUACCAGUAGCAAAACUGCUAAUAUACAACCGGAAACUUUAACUAUUGUUCCAUUCUCUAAUAAACCAGCUUCAAUAUUUCAAUAAUCCUAUUUUGACAUGUUUUUUUUGUACAACGAAAUCAGAUCUGGAGCCUCAGUACCAUCCUGCUUGUUAUGAGAAGACAUCAGAGGUUACAUUCGGUAAUCUCCACCUAUUUCCAACUAUUCAUUGAUAUCAUUACGUUAUCGGUAACUGGCAAGAACUGGGUGCCAAUGUCCUAAACAACCUUAGUUCAACAACAGUUGUAAACCUAUGUUAACAUAUGUUAGUCUGUGCUUGGGAAUUCCUGUAAUUAGAUAGUUUUGUACAACGGUACAGAGGUAAUGUGCAUUUAUACAAUUGUUCUUCGUCGGACACAACUUGUUUGUUGUAAGUUCGUCGCCGCCUAACCCCCAAAGAAAGCAUUCGCUUUGUGCAGAUGCUUAUACUACAAACUAAUCACUGUGUUUGUCGUAAUACUACCUGAUGAAAGUUGAACUUACGGUGUGGAAUUGUGAUAACUACCAAGGCGUCAGUUUAAUGAUGGAAGUU
Haliotis rubra (blacklip abalone) is the source of this 1191-nucleotide messenger RNA. RefSeq lists its product as uncharacterized. The coding region runs from base 144 to 629 and encodes 161 amino acids. The transcript has 4 exons. Lineage: Eukaryota; Metazoa; Mollusca; Gastropoda; Lepetellida; Haliotidae. The record is from RefSeq and is a predicted model, not a curated record.